AACAAGGGAGUGUCGAGAAAGUGUGUGCAGGAAGGUGGGAAGGCGGGAACAGAGGGACUGAGUCGUUGAUGAGUGAAUGCAAGUCGCAAGCCUUUUAUAGCGGUCCUCAAGCGCAAACCGCUUUUUCGAGGGUGCGACCGCGCAUCGGGGUGCAACGACGCGCCUACUUGCCAUCUGCGCCUGCGCAGCACGUUGGCCGCCACGAUGAUCGUCCGGAUGUGCUCUUUGCUGAGACAGCAUCAACCAUAUUUCCUCACCUGUCUGGCAGUUGCCUGUCCAUUACCGCAGACGGGUCCCGCACGCCUUCAGCCUAUCAUUGAGAUGUCCAUGAGGCAAGGGCAUCAUGUAGAGUAUCUGGGCGCGGGAGCUGUUAUUGCACUGUGCGGGCACAUGGUGAAAUCUUCAUCUGCACUUCGGUUCGUCCGCUGAACUGCCCGUAAGUACCCACUUCUUGAUGUAAGUGGGGCCAACAUCGGCUACAUUUCGUUUUCAGUGACAGUGAGCCUUUUGGAUGACGUGGUAGUUGCUAUGGAGCUGAUGUUCAUACGGAGGCAUGUACGUAGUCG
Molecule: messenger RNA, 566 nt
Organism: Dichomitus squalens LYAD-421 SS1
Lineage: Eukaryota; Fungi; Basidiomycota; Agaricomycetes; Polyporales; Polyporaceae
Exons: 2
Coding region: 205-429 (74 amino acids)
Source: RefSeq, a predicted model, not a curated record